Messenger RNA from Wallemia mellicola CBS 633.66, 908 nucleotides. Its product is annotated as glycoside hydrolase. The record is from RefSeq and is a predicted model, not a curated record. Bases 1 to 813 code for a protein of 270 amino acids. Lineage: Eukaryota; Fungi; Basidiomycota; Wallemiomycetes; Wallemiales; Wallemiaceae. The transcript is spliced from 5 exons.
AUGAAAUUUUCAUCUUUCUUAGCCCUCGCAGCCACAGUCGCUGGUAUUAGUGCCCACGGUGUACCACAAUCCUUCACCAUCAACGGACAAGGUUACCCUGCUUACGAUCCACAAGUUGACCCAUGGCAACCACACGCACCAAAGGUCAACCGUCCAAUGUCUGAUGAUGGUCCACUUUACAGCAAGGACGACCCUAUGCUCACUUGCAACAAAGUUGGUACCCAAACACCAGCUGAGAUGACCGCAGACGCUGCACCAGGCUCACCAUUUAUCAUCCAAUGGGACAGAUGGCCAUCUGAUCACAAAGGUCCUGUCCUCACUUACGCCAAGUUCUGUGGACCUGGCCACGACGACUGCAACAACGUUCAAGACAUCGUCAACGGAUGGUUCAAGAUCGAUGAAGCCGGUUACGACGCUAACACCGGCCAAUGGGCAUCCGACCAAUUGGUCGCUCAAGGUGCCAGCUGGACCUUAAACCUCCCACCAGCGGAGAACAUUCAACAAGGUUCCUACUUGAUCAGACACGAGAUCAUUGCUUUGCACUCUCAAGGUGCCCCACAAUUCUACCCACACUGUAUCCAAGUCUACAUCAACGGUGGUACUGGUAGUCUCCAAGGACAAUCUGUCUCUAUUCCAGGCAAUGUCUACUCCAACGCAGGCGAUGAUGGUACUCUCUUCGGCAGUAUCUAUAGUGCCGACGUCAGCUCAAUGUCUAUCCCAGGCCCAACUCUCGCCAACGGUGCGAUCUCAAACGCUUACCAAAAGCGCGAAGAGCCAGUCGCCAGACGCCGUCACCACGCAGGUCAACACUAAAUUAGCUUCUAGCUUUCAGAUAUCAUAAUGGCAGGCUCCCAUUGUUAUGAUCCUUCUAUAUAUCGGAUUUUCUUUUUUUAAUAUUUCACUCUUCC